Molecule: messenger RNA, 714 nt
Organism: Brassica oleracea var. oleracea
Lineage: Eukaryota; Viridiplantae; Streptophyta; Magnoliopsida; Brassicales; Brassicaceae
Exons: 2
Coding region: 1-714 (237 amino acids)
Molecular function (GO): RNA-DNA hybrid ribonuclease activity; nucleic acid binding
Source: RefSeq, a predicted model, not a curated record
AUGGGGAGAGAACUCCUGGUUGCAAGACAAAUCCUUCCUAGUGCUAAAUGUAUCAGGUGUGAGUGUCCUGAAUCAAUUUUACACCUAUUCUACCAUUGCCCCUAUGCACAGAAGGUAUGGAAAUUGGCACCUUAUGCAGGAGACCUCGAUGCUUUACAAGUACCCUCCUUUGAGAUGGGUUGGAGAAGGGCUUUGAAUGCUGCUGUCCUCCCUCCUAUUGGCCUUAGUGAUUGCCAUCUUGCUCCAUGGAUCAUCGCUUCUAUCUGUACCCCCAGAUGCAAGAAGCCACAGACCCCCCGACCCCCAAGAACCGAAGUCAUUUGCCGAUCUGAUGCGGCUUGGAAGAAGGAACUUAAAGCUGCGGGUCUCGCAUGGACCUUCAGCGAUGUUCGGAAUGAGAGAUUUUCCUCUCACAGUGUUACUUGUGCGCUUGUGAUCUCGUCUCUCGUGGCGGAGGGACUAGCAAUGCGUUCGGCGAUAGAGCAAGCUAUCGACCUACAGCUGAGGAAGGUGACCUUUGAGUCCGACUCUCUGCAACUGGUAUCUGCGAUCAAAGGAUCCUCAUAUUUCUCUGAAAUCCAUGGGAUCCUAUCUGAUAUUCAUCUACUCUCGUCGUAUUUUGAUGAAAUUUCCUUUCGAGUCUGCCAUCGUGAAAACCUUGUGAUUGAAGAUGGUUUAGCUAAGCAAGCCCUAAGAGGCUUUGUACCAAACUGA